AGCCAAAAUUUGUCUGCACGGGGAACGCCUCUCGAGAGCUCCACGAUUGGUUGGCGGUAGCAAUUUUUGCCAACCAAAACAUGGCAGCUGUGACGUACUUCUGUAUGCUUUAAUACUUGUCAGGCCGAAGAAAUUGAUCUUUCUGAGUCACUAUGGAACCUUGCUCAUGUGACACAUUUGUUGCCCUUCCUCCUGCAACUGUUGGCAACAGAAUUAUCUUUGGGAAGAAUUCCGAUCGACCCGAUGACGAAGUGCAAGAAAUUGUUUACUUUCCAGGAAAAUGUUAUGAGGCUGGGGAGAAAUUAGAGUGCACCUACAUUGAAAUAGAACAGGUGAAACAAACAUUUGCAGUGGUUCUAAGUCGACCAUCCUGGCUAUGGGGGGCUGAGAUGGGAGCGAAUGAGUUUGGCGUUUGCAUUGGAAAUGAAGCUGUGUGGGGAAAAGAGGACAUUGGUAACGAAGAGGCUCUACUGGGCAUGGAUCUCGUCAGGCUUGGACUGGAAAGAGGUAGGACAGCAGAAGAAGCAGUGGAUGUGAUUGUUAGCUUGUUAGACCAAUAUGGCCAAGGAGGAAAUUGCAACGAGGACACAGCACAAUUUUUGUAUCACAAUAGUUUCCUCAUUGCUGACAGAAAGGAAGCUUGGAUAUUAGAAACUGCUGGCAAGUUUUGGGCUGCUGAGAAAGUUGAAGAAGGCAUAAGGAAUAUCUCCAACAGCCUUUCUAUUACCACGAAGAUUGAUCGUGAACACCCCAAGACAAGACCCCAUGCCAGGAACAAUAGUUGGUGGGAUGGAGUUCAGGAAUUUAAUUUUGCAGGAGCAUAUUCAUGGCACUACCCAUCUAAAUCAUCAUCUCAUGGAGACAGAUACUGCGAAGGCUAUAAGCUGCUCAAGAAGCACAAUGGAAAUAUGACGGCUGAAGCAAUGAUGGAAAUCCUUUCUAACAAGAGAAGCGGUAUUAAUAUGGAAGGAUCAUUCAGGACAACAGGAAGCAUGGUGUCCAUUCUGUCACAGGACCCCAACCAACCGUGCUGUCACUUCUUCACUGGCACACCAGAUCCUUCCAGAUCUGUUUUUAAGCCAUUCAUAUUUGCACCACAGAUCCAGCAGCUUCUAAAAACAGCAUCACCAUCUUUUGGUUUAGAUGACCCUGUCAAGCAAAUUCCAAGAUUUCAAACCAGGCCUGACAGGAGGCAUGAGCUAUGGAGGAAACAUGAAUCUGUCCUGGAAAACAUGAUCAUUACUUCUUCCAGGGAAAAGAGAUGUUAGGGAAGAUGAAGAAUCUGGAAAAACAGAAGCUUAAAGAAGUGGAAAUUAUAUUAAAUGGUGAUGUGGAUCUAGCAUCAUUGGCGCUGCUCUUUCCCAACAGUGUGGAAGAGGAGAUAAAGAUUUAUGGAUAAAGUAUUGAGAGGCUCUGCAUGCAGCUUUGGUUUUGUUUUGAAAGAAAGUUAUAUGAUCUAGACAAAAGGAGCACAGCUCAAUGAUGUAGUACAUCUAACUGCCCUACACAACAAACUACUCCAACAUAAAGCCUGCAUGUAGACAGUAUAAUUGCUGAAAUGGGGGUAUAGUGCAGAGUAACUUGAGUAUUUUAAAAAUGGUAUGGUUUGUAAAAUGAUCAUUUAAAGUUGUAUUCCAUUGCAUAGUUUUAUGAUAGCUCCUCUUUGAACAUUUUUGUUUUUCAGUUAGCAAUGUUGUUUAUCAUUUUUGCACUGAAACCAUUUUGGAGUUGUGUCUAUCAUUUAUUAAAAGAAUCCCCAUAACAUUCACUCUACAUGAACAACAACUCAUGCAGUGAAUAAAUCUAGCCCCUUCAGACCGUGAUUGAUAUCUGGCUGAAAAAGUGUUAAUGUAGUAAUGUAGUCUUCUUCAUCAAUCAUUAUCUAUAAAUGAGCUAAUCUUACCAUCAGGGAUGGGUGAAUUUUUUUGCCUCGUUUCGCCGAAAAAAUGACGCCCAUAGACUUGUAUGGCAGCGUGCGUCAAAAAAAAAAAAGACGCGCGUCAAAACAAUUUCGCUGCGCAACAAAUUUUUUUGACGCCCAUAGACUUUAAUGGGCUAAAUUUCGCCAGCGGCAAAUUUUUGGCGAAGUGGAUCAAAUUCGCCCAUCCCUACUUACCAUAUAUGGCCAUCUUAAGAGUAAUGUUGAUUAUCAUGCCAUUCUAAUCCUCCAGUUCCUAAAUAAGGGCUAUACUUCAUUAUUCUACGCUUGUCUAAACCCCUAUGUUAAACUAGCUAUGCAAGCCCUAUGUAUGUCUGCUAGGUUUAUGGGUGCAAGAUCUGUCAAUUAACCAUAGAGACUAAAUAUUAUUUAAGCCAUUGAUCUUCCUAUUAAAACUGAGCACCAAGAAAAACACAAACAUUGCUUGGAAAUAUCGUCUGCUAUGGCUACAAAAAUAAUUCUGCAUAUGCAUUAUUUCUAUUGUAAUAAAAGAUUUGUAAUUA
Molecule: messenger RNA, 2442 nt
Organism: Xenopus laevis (African clawed frog)
Lineage: Eukaryota; Metazoa; Chordata; Amphibia; Anura; Pipidae
Gene: scrn3.L
Product: secernin 3 L homeolog
Exons: 9
Coding region: 153-1268 (371 amino acids)
Biological process (GO): proteolysis
Molecular function (GO): dipeptidase activity; cysteine-type exopeptidase activity
Source: RefSeq, a predicted model, not a curated record